This is a messenger RNA of Aricia agestis (brown argus), 2499 nucleotides long. RefSeq names its product leucine-rich repeat-containing G-protein coupled receptor 5-like. Gene Ontology annotation, cellular component: extracellular matrix. Lineage: Eukaryota; Metazoa; Arthropoda; Insecta; Lepidoptera; Lycaenidae. The coding region runs from base 472 to 2370 and encodes 632 amino acids. The transcript is spliced from 7 exons. The record is from RefSeq and is a predicted model, not a curated record. Gene Ontology annotation, molecular function: protein binding.
GCAAUAUCGUAUCCCGUAUGAAAAGCCAUUAUAAGCUACAUUAUCAGUGCAAUGUCACUGCGGUGAACAGAUCUCUCGCAUUACAGUAAGUGGUGUAGACGCGAAUACAGACACUUGUGGACUCUACAUAGAGAUAAUAAUAUCCCACUUCUGACACCUUACUAUAAAGUAUAAUAGUACUUAUAAAAUGUAAUAAAAUGUUACAGGCAGUACAAAAAAUACAAGGCAUUUUGUUUCGUCUUCAUUCUGUAAAAAUAAAAAAAUGUAAAAUUCUUAAUUUGAAAAGUGGUAGUUUUUAAUUUCCAACCUACUAUGUGCUAAUCCUCUAUCUACUAUCUAUAGUGUGGUACGUCAUUCAGCAAUGUACACACCCUAUCUACAAUGUCGCGAUAACGCAUCGAUAAAAAUCUUAUCACUCCACUUUUACGAGGAGACGAAUGUAGUUGUGUCUGUGAAGUGAAAAAAAUAAAAAUGCGCGCCAAAAAUCUUUUGACGUUUUUGUUUUUUAAUUUUUAUUUUGCGUGCGGCCAAGACGUUACGGAGGAAGCGGUGAGUGUGAUAAAGGUGUGUUCACAUUGUACGUGCAGUGAAAUACCAGACGUGGACGGUACACAUUUAGUUUUAAAUAUAUUGUGUUCGGAGCUAGAUAAAAUAGACAAUCUAGCUGAUUUGGAUAAAAUCGAGUGGCCCGAAAAUCCCAAUGGCUUGAAAAUCGCUGCUACCUUUGAAGGACUUGGAAUCUCUACACUAGGCAAGUUACCGCCGAAUUCACAACUAGAAACUCUUAAGUUUAGCGGGAACGCCAUUAAAACCUACUGGCCUGAUCCGUUUAGAGAGGUACCGAAUUUGAAGAAACUCUCCUUCUAUCAGAACGAGCUGACGGAAAUAACUCCUGACCUCUUCACCAAUCUAGAAGGAUUAGAAGAUCUAGAUCUUUCAUACAACAAGAUCUCGCAGUUCAAUCCAUUGGAUUUUAAGCUCUUACACCGCGUCAGAAGGUUUAAUUUGCAAAGUAAUGUAUUAAAGAAGAUUCCAUUUGAAGCUUUAAAACCUAUGGUAGCUCUGGAAGAUCUGGAUUUGAGUAAGAAUGGAAUAUACGAUGUGCUUCUAAGAAGAGUGAACAGUGAUGUACUGAAGAACUUGAAAAGGUUGAAUUUGAACGGGAAUAGAAUAAGAUCUAUAUCCAAAGAGUCGUUUCCAGAAGAUAAUGUUAUAGAGCUUCUGGACAUUUCCAACAAUAUAAUUGAAGUGAUCGAAGAGGAUUCGUUCCUUUCCUGCACGAGUUUACGCGAAUUGAACCUUGCGCAGAACAACAUAACGUUCACUUUUGCGUUGCCGCCCACGCUGCAGAUUGCCAUUCUGAAGAUCAACACUCUAUACCACUGGCCGAAGUUCCCGGCCGGUAUAACGUAUAUAGAUUUAUCGUACAAUCGAUUGUCAACUCUAUACGAUGAGAAUAACGUCCAUUUUGAUAAUUUAGAGGUCCUAAACAUUGGAGGUAACCAACUCAAAGAAUUCUACAUCGAGAAGAAGUUACCAAAACUGUUCAUCUUAGAUUUAUCAUACAAUCUUUUGUCUGACGUGCCGAAAUGUUUCACCAGCCAGACUUUUCCGAAUCUAGAAGAGUUGAGACUUGAUGGGAAUCCUAUGGAGAGUAUUUACUUCAAGAACAUAAUUGCCUUAAAAACUUUGUAUAUGAAUGAUAUGAGUAAACUCUCUGUAGUCGAAGAUAAAGCGUUCAGCAAUGUCAUUGGGAGAAAUGAUGACUUAUUCGCCAAGAACUGUUUCUCUCUCUUUCUCUCCAACUGUGCGGGACUGAAAGAGAUACAGGAGGGGGCUUUUGACGGUACUUCGUUGUGUGCGCUAGACAUAAGCAGCAACAGUCUGACAGGGUUGUCCAAAACCCUUCUAGACUGGAGUACGGUGGACAGUGUGAAUCUACAGAACAACCCGUGGCAUUGCAGCUGUGAUCUGCAAUGGGUUAUUGACGAUUUGCUGCCCAAGCUGUAUAAAGUUAAUUCGAGACUGUUAACUGAGUUGAGAUGCGGCUCUCCUCGGGCUUUCUCUGGUCUGCGGCUGAUACACUGGUACAACUGGACUGAGCAGGCCAUGUGCGGGGAAGAUUAUACAUCGCACAGCACUUACAUGAUCGAACCCUCUCGGUCAGCAGGUCCGCAGGUGACAACCCUGACGCUAAUCCUGGGCGGCUGCAUCAUAGUGUGUCUGUGUAUCGCGACAGCCCUGGCCGUGUACCUCAUCCGCAGUCGGCGGCGGCACCGCGUGCGCCAGGCCGCGCUCGCACGCCGCCGGCAGAGCGCCGCCGAUAACAACGGCAACGGCGAACAGUUCACCGCACUGAAUAAGGCGUAGACAUCAUAGAGAAUGACAUACAUAUUAGAUCUAUGAUAAUAUCUACCAUAGACAUGGUCACUAGGGUUAAAUCAACCGCAACGAGAUGCAUUUCUAAAUUUGUACUGAAUUGACAGAUUUCAAUUGCGU